CAUUGGGCUCGAUCUAGCCCAUACUACUAAAAAUAUUUGUAAAGCGUUUUUCCGUUAUGUACCUUUUUAACUAAACGAAAACAGAAGUCGAAUCCAAGGAAUCAAGGAUCUGUGGACUGUGGACGACGAAAGCACAGCUUGCACUUGAUGGCUAGGAUUAAACCUCAAGCUCUGCUAUUACAAAGUAAAAAGAAGAAGGGACCAAAUCGAAUAAGUUUUACUACUAUUAUUGCGAUCGGUUCGAUUCUUGUCUUGGCUUUAUUCUUCCUAUUUUCUACAUACAGACACUGGUCUCAAAGGCCAACCUUUCAAACAGAAGUUCACAAAUCAGUUGUUGAGGAUAACAAUUCUUUCAUGGAUUCGAAAAAGUCUGAUCUCCCUGGAUAUGCGAUAAUAAGUACCUCAAAAGGCUCUAUAACAGUGGAUCUUUUCAAGGAUAGCUCACCUGAAGUUGUCGAUGAAUUCAUUGACUUAUGUGAAAAAGGGCAUUUUAAUGGUAUGCUCUUUCGACAUAUAAUAAAGCACUAUGUGAUUCAAGCGGGGAACAUAGAUAAGAUGGGGAGUAUUGAAGAUUGGACAGUAAAAGGAAAACACUACAGUCAGCUUGAUACAAGUUUGAAGCAUGAUGCAUUCAUGUUGGGAACUUCCAAGAUUAAGCAUGACAACCAAGGAUUUGAACUUUUCAUUACAACCACACCGAUGCCAGAUUUGAAUGAAAAGCUUAUUGUUUUUGGGCGGGUUAUCAAGGGAGAGGAAGUUGUUCAGUGGGAUGAUCAACUCAGAAGUUGAACUUAUGGUUGAUAUUGAUAAUGUUACCUGAAACUGUGUUAACCAGGAACUUGAAGAGGUGGAUACAGAUGAACACUAUCAACCUAAAUCUGGCAUAGGGAUCAACAGUGUGAUUCUGAAACAGAAAGUCUAGAGGUCAUCCAAAUGAAUACAGGCUUUUCUUCGUUCCUGAUUCUUUCAUUUUACAUGUCUCUUCCUGUACCAUCAGUUGAUCUUGUGACAGGGACCACAAUUUCUUACUUGUCUUCUGGGCAUCUUGGAGCUGCAAUUUACUGAGUAAUUCAAAUUAAUAUGAAUCAACCUUAUACCACUUUGAUUAUAGUUGUACUUAACGGCAUUGAAACAGCUUAUAAGUUCAACAUUUAAGAAAAAUUCAAAUUUUAACCUGCUUCA
This is a messenger RNA of Mangifera indica (mango), 1182 nucleotides long. Its product is annotated as peptidyl-prolyl cis-trans isomerase CYP21-4-like. Gene Ontology annotation, biological process: protein peptidyl-prolyl isomerization. Lineage: Eukaryota; Viridiplantae; Streptophyta; Magnoliopsida; Sapindales; Anacardiaceae. Bases 148 to 789 code for a protein of 213 amino acids. The transcript is spliced from 8 exons. The record is from RefSeq and is a predicted model, not a curated record. Gene Ontology annotation, molecular function: peptidyl-prolyl cis-trans isomerase activity.